AUGUCUGAAAAUGAAUCGACCCAGAAUGUGGACAGUCAACAACAAGACCAUGAUCUUCAUUUCGAAGGCAAGAAAGAUAGUCCCUUAGAUAUGGGAGAUGGUCCAUUUUAUGCAUAUCCAUUGAUUAAACAACUUCCCACUGACCUUAUAUAUACAUGUUUUGAAGCUUACCAUGAGAACAUUUAUGUUGGAACAAUUACAGGUGAAUUGCUCCAUUAUUUUGAAUUGGAACCAUUCAAUUAUGUCCUCGUAUCUCGAACCAAAUUCAAUACCGAACUAGAUGAUCCGAUUACUAAGAUUAUAUUACUUCCAAUUGUUGAAAGAGCUUUGAUUCAGUCAAAGGAUCAACUGAAGUUGUAUCUAUUGCCUGAAUUCGCACCUGUUCCAAAUAUAAAGACUAUAGAAGGUGUUACUGACUUCACAGUCUUCGAAUUUUCAGAAACCCAUAGUGCUUACAAUGUCUAUAUUGCGAAGAAGGAUAAAAUAUUUUUAGCAAAUAUAUCAGGAACUGCUAUGACCAGAUUAAUGAGUUAUAAUUUUAAAGGUGUGGAUAAAAUAGAGGUCAAAGAUCAAUAUUUGAUGACUGUAAGAGAUAAAAUAUAUGAACUGAUUGAUUUAAGGGGCAAAUCGAGAGUUCCAUUAUUUUAUGUGACAGAGGGAGAGAAUAAACUACGUCCAAUUAUAGUGAAAUUUAGUGAAACAGAGUUCUUAAUGGCAUGCGGUUCUUCUCAAAAUGAGCAGGCAAUGGCGCUGAUUGUGAAUCAAUUAGGGGAUAUUACAAAGGGAACUGUUGUACUUGAACAUUAUCCGAAUAACGUUGUUGUGGAAUUGCCAUACAUAUUCGCAGAUUUUGGUGAAACUGGAACCUAUAUUUACAAAAUUCAACCCAAUUCGGAAAUAGGACUAAUACAAAAGAUAGCCUAUCGUUCUUUGGCUAUUGGAGUGGUCAAAUUAUCAAAAUCAUUUGAUAUACCGAACUCAAUUUAUAGAGAUCAAGUUGUUGAGAAGUUGCGACUGGUCCCAUUGGUUUCUGUGAAUCCUGAAUUUAGAAUGGAAAAUGAAAAAAUAUACAUGGCUAAAAUUUUUAAAGAAACAACCUCGUUAGCGCUAUUUGAUUCGUGUGGAUUACAUUUAUUACAACUGAAGCCGGAAAUAUUGCAAUUUGAUAGUUUCGAUGAAGGAUCUAUGAAAUCAAUCGCCUCGUUUUUGAGAAAUUAUGUUGUGGGAUCAAAGUAUCAAGAAGUCGAAAAAUCAUAUCUCGAAACAAUGUUACUCUUAUUAGAAAUGCUUCAUUGUGAUGCUAUAACUACUGGCUUAGCAGUUAGGUGGUGUGAAUUUGUUGAAUAUGUUGAUAUGCGAUUAUUCUUAUACGUGAACGGGUUUAGGAUCUAUGGGGAUCUUUGGAUUAACAAAGGUCUUAACAACUUAGUGGCUGAAAUGGUGAAAUUAAAAUUGAUUAAUAAAUUUGAAAAUUCAAUUAGCGUACUUAGAAAAGUUUAUCAGGAAUUAAAGAAUAAAUAUGCGAACGGUAUAAAAGACGCUGAAAACAUUUUGCUUUCAUUCGAUAUGAUAUUCUUAGCUGAUGAUUUAAAACAUGAUAAAGAAAUACUUAUCGAUACCUUUAAUGAAGGUAGUCUAUCAACAAUCGCAGAGUUUUUGGAGUUAGAUACAAGAAACCAUUCCAAAACUCUGCUUGAAAUUUACAAAAAGCUUGGUUCUUUACAUCAAUGUUUGGAUAUAUACAGAAAUAAUGGAGAUGAGCUGGAUACUGUUCGAUUCAUAUUUGAGAAUUUUAAGAACCUUCAGCGAAAUAGGGAGUAUAAAGAAGUGGGAUUGAAAACUGAUAUUAUUAAUAUACUAAAUACUGAUAUGGAUGAUAACAAACAGAAGAAAGUGAUGGACUUUUUAAUCAAGGUUUUUGAGUUAGGAAAAAUUGAUCCUAAAUCCUUAAUUCGUGAAGUCUCAAACGGGCAUACCAAAGUUACAAUUCUUGAAAAGAUAGGUGCAACUGAUGCAACUGAUGCCGCCUUUUUAUUGGAUUAUUAUAUUGCGCAACUUCAAGAGUGUAUGGCAGAAAAUGAUCUAUGGAAUGAUCUUGCAAUCAUGACUACAAGUUAUUCUCAAGAAUUAAACUAUCUGAAACCGACAAUUGCAGUAUAUUUGGAAACUAAAUUGAAGUAUGACCCCAAAUUUAUGAAAUUUAUGAGUUUAAGGGAAAAGAUAAUUAAUCUAUCAUAUGAUAAAGAUACCACUUAUGACAAGCUUUCGGCCAUUGAUAUCAGUAACAUAUUGAUUCUUUUAUUUUUUACAUUCGAAGACUUGAAACCGCAUAUAUCUAAUGAGGAUAUGUUAAAAUUGUUUUUAACAUUAAAUGAUUUUGUAGCCGUCGAAUCCCUCGUUUCUGAGGAUAAUUUCGUAUUUAUUAUGCAUUCUUACUUGGAAAUCUCAACAGAUGGGUCGAUAUUGCGUAAGUACUUGGAAAGAAAGAUAAAAAGCAUAACCAAUUCAACAAUUUUAACCGAAAUAAUUUUACUAAUACCUCAGGAUUAUCAAUUUGAAUCGUUUUUCGAAAUCAUAUUUCCUAUCUUUAGAAAAUACCAUCAAAAAACAACGCAGCAGGAGAUUAAAAAAUCGCUAUUAAAACAUAAUAUUAAUGAGAUUGAAAAUAUCAUCAAGAAACUAAAAUCAGCUCAAGAGAGUUAG
Eremothecium cymbalariae DBVPG#7215 is the source of this 2703-nucleotide messenger RNA. It is a transcript of the gene VPS3, whose product is annotated as CORVET complex subunit VPS3. Bases 1 to 2703 code for a protein of 900 amino acids. The record is from RefSeq and is a predicted model, not a curated record. The transcript has a single exon. Gene Ontology annotation, biological process: vesicle-mediated transport; autophagy; endosomal vesicle fusion. NCBI's taxonomy places the organism in Eukaryota, Fungi, Ascomycota, Saccharomycetes, Saccharomycetales, Saccharomycetaceae. Gene Ontology annotation, cellular component: cytoplasm; fungal-type vacuole membrane.